CAGAAUAACCCACAAAAUGACGACGGUUACUCAACUCGGGCCCAUGGCGGGCUAUCUGUCGGCACAAAUGGUUUUUCUAGUUCCGCUUCCAUGCCAUAAGAAGGUGCUCCCUGCCCACUUGUGAAUCCCCAGUCUGUCGCUUCUUCGUUCUUUAGAUCAGUAUGCAGUUUUUUACCUCCGCGUUGGCUGUCGCAGCCACAUUUUCAGUCGCCGAUGCCGCUAUCAAGGGCUUCAACUCCGGUAGCACGUUCAGCACCGGCGCAAACAAGCAGCAGGCCGACUUCGCCUAUGAGAUGAAGGCCGCGCAGCAGCUCCCCGGCACCAAUGGUGCCUGGACGAGCGUGCGCCUCUAUACCAUGAUCCAAGGUGGCACCACGGAUUCACCCAUCUCCGCCAUCCCCGCCGCCAUCGAGACAAAGUCCACGCUCCUCCUCGGCCUCUGGGCUUCCGAGACUUCCGAUGCUUUCCAGAACGAACUCAACGCCUUGAAGAAUGCGAUCAGCCAGUACGGCACCGCCUUCACGGACCUCGUCACUGGUAUCUCCGUCGGCAGCGAGGAUCUGUACCGUACCUCUACUGGUGAGGUUGGCGCCACCCCCGAGCAGGUCGUUGAUUUCAUCUCCAAGACGCGCGCUGUGAUCAAGGGCACCUCGCUCGAGGGCAAGCCCGUUGGCCACGUCGACACCUGGGACGCCUUCGUCAACGGUGCGAACAGCGCUGUCGUGUCCGCGUGCGACUUCCUCGGCAUGGACGCCUACCCGUACUACCAAGCUUCGACUGUGGGCGGAAACGGCAUCGGCAACGCGAACGCCACGUUCUGGAAGGCGUACACCGACACUGUCGGCGCUGCGCAGGGAAAGCCUGUUUGGAUUACUGAGACCGGGUGGCCCAUCGUCGGUGACACGAUUGGUGAGGCCGUUCCCGGCGCGGAGGACGCCCGCACCUUCUGGGAGGAGGCCGUAUGUCAUGCGCUGGCGACCGAUGUCAACAUGUACUACUUCCAGCUGCAGACAUCGCAGGGAGUGCAGGUGAACCCCGACUGGGGCAUCAAGGGUGCUGGCGAUAUCGUCAACGAGGCUGUGAGGUUCCAGGUUACGUGCUAGGGUGUGUAGACGCGAGUUCAUCCCGUCCAUACUGUCACACUAUGUAGAAUAGAUGAUGUGAGAAUAGACUAGAUGUACAAAUAACAUAUGACCAACCUAAACAAAGACACUACAUAUUUCCCAUUGCGCGCACAUACCUCCUA
This is a messenger RNA of Paraphaeosphaeria sporulosa, 1246 nucleotides long. Its product is annotated as GPI-anchored cell wall beta-1,3-endoglucanase EglC. NCBI's taxonomy places the organism in Eukaryota, Fungi, Ascomycota, Dothideomycetes, Pleosporales, Didymosphaeriaceae. The coding region runs from base 162 to 1103 and encodes 313 amino acids. The record is from RefSeq and is a predicted model, not a curated record. Gene Ontology annotation, cellular component: cell surface; extracellular region; fungal-type cell wall. The transcript has a single exon. Gene Ontology annotation, molecular function: 1,3-beta-glucanosyltransferase activity; glucan endo-1,3-beta-D-glucosidase activity. Gene Ontology annotation, biological process: cell wall organization; carbohydrate metabolic process.